AUGAUGGAUUUUGAUGAGCGUGGUCCCUGCUCCUCUAACAUGUAUUUGCCAAGUUGUACUUACUACGUCUCGGGUCCAGAUUUUUCCAGCCUCCCUUCUUUUCUGCCCCAGACCCCGUCUUCGCGCCCAAUGACAUACUCCUACUCCUCCAACCUGCCCCAGGUCCAACCCGUGCGCGAAGUGACCUUCAGAGAGUACGCCAUUGAGCCCGCCACUAAAUGGCACCCCCGCGGCAAUCUGGCCCACUGCUACUCCGCGGAGGAGCUCGUGCACAGAGACUGCCUGCAGGCGCCCAGCGCGGCCGGCGUGCCUGGCGACGUGCUGGCCAAGAGCUCGGCCAACGUCUACCACCACCCCACCCCCGCCGUCUCAUCCAAUUUCUAUAGCACCGUGGGCAGGAACGGCGUCCUGCCACAGGCUUUCGACCAGUUUUUCGAGACAGCCUACGGCACCCCGGAAAACCUCGCCUCCUCCGACUACCCCGGGGACAAGAACGCUGAGAAAGGGCCCCCGGCGGCCACCGCGACCUCCGCGGCGGCGGCGGCCACAGGCGCGCCGGCAACUUCAAGUUCGGACAGCGGCGGCGGCGGCGGCGGCGGCUGCCGGGAGGCGGUGGCGGCGGCGGAGGAGAAGGAGCGGCGGCGGCGCCCCGAGAGCAGCAGCAGCCCCGAGUCGUCUUCCGGCCACACUGAGGACAAGGCCGGCGGCUCCAGUGGCCAACGCACCCGAAAAAAGCGCUGCCCCUACACCAAGUACCAGAUCAGAGAGCUGGAGCGGGAGUUCUUCUUCAGUGUCUACAUCAACAAAGAGAAGCGCCUGCAACUGUCCCGCAUGCUCAACCUCACCGAUCGUCAAGUCAAAAUCUGGUUUCAGAACAGAAGAAUGAAGGAAAAAAAAAUUAACAGAGACCGUUUACAGUACUACUCGGCUAAUCCACUUCUCUAA
Molecule: messenger RNA, 945 nt
Organism: Cynocephalus volans (Philippine flying lemur)
Lineage: Eukaryota; Metazoa; Chordata; Mammalia; Dermoptera; Cynocephalidae
Gene: HOXA11
Product: homeobox A11
Exons: 2
Coding region: 1-945 (314 amino acids)
Biological process (GO): anatomical structure development; regulation of transcription by RNA polymerase II
Cellular component (GO): nucleus
Molecular function (GO): DNA-binding transcription factor activity, RNA polymerase II-specific; RNA polymerase II cis-regulatory region sequence-specific DNA binding
Source: RefSeq, a predicted model, not a curated record